Molecule: messenger RNA, 4581 nt
Organism: Pistacia vera
Lineage: Eukaryota; Viridiplantae; Streptophyta; Magnoliopsida; Sapindales; Anacardiaceae
Product: probable ubiquitin-conjugating enzyme E2 24
Exons: 10
Coding region: 1441-4287 (948 amino acids)
Source: RefSeq, a predicted model, not a curated record
UAAUCUAUUUCUGUUACAUCUCAGAGCGAUGUGAAAGCACUCAACAAAACACACAAUACACCCAUCUGCCAACCAACGAGAGACAACUGAGUGAGAGAGAGCGCUAAGUCUGUGUACGUGUGCAAUGUGUUCAAGCUUCGUUAAUGGCUUGAUGGGUGAGAUUCAGGGAGGAACUAUACCUCUCUGAGUUUCCUACCUCUUUCCUUUUUUUCUUUUGCUUUCGUUCUGUUUCUUGGUUGUCAAACAAAGUGCAAGAAAGUGAGAGAAAAUCUUGGAAAUGAGUUGUUAUCACCAACUUCUGUUCUGGGUUGACUCCCUUUGAUCAACAACUCGUGUAGUCUCUGUGCUGCUUUCUGCAACAAAUGGUUCGCCCCUUGCCCUUCAGUUGCUGUUGCAGAUCCAAUGAAGAUGUUAUAUGGGUUAAAGAGGCUUGCUUUACUCAAGGCAAAGACAAGUGCUGAUUGAAGAGGGAUCAUACAAUACAUGGCCAAGCUUUAUUUGAAUCAAGUUGUCAGAUAUGCUGCUGAUUGAUUGUUUCAGUUGGCAACUCAAAUGUGAUUAAUCUUGAUGUUUUCUGAUAUUUAGUUGAACUUGUUACGCAGGAUCCUUUGUCAGUGCAUCCACUGACUGAAACUUUGGCUUCAUUUUGGGGGCAAAUCUCCUUUGGCAAUAUAAAUUCAGUUCUUUAAAGUAACCAAAAUUUUCAGAUUUUGGCUGUACAAAUUUGCAACAUUUAGCUUUCUGGGGCAAAUCUUCUUUGGCAAAAUCAAUUUUAGAUUUCCUUUGGUUGGAUGACCUUCCUUGGCAGUGGCUAAUCGGGGAGAAACCAUUUUUCUUGGAAAUUUAUUUGUUCGGAACUUGAUCCUCACUGCAAGGCAAGUCUCCUUCGGCACCCAGAGUUUCAGUCUGACUGUAGAACAAUCCCAUCUUGCAGUUGUAGCUCUUUGAUACUUUUGCAGUUGGGAAGUCUCCUUUUGAAGUUUCAUCAAGUGAAACGUCUGUCCAUUCUGGGCAAAUCUCCUUUGGCAUUUGGAGUCCUUACUGGACUCCAGUUAAUCCCUGCAGGGGCAAAUCUCCUUUGGCAUUAGAUUUCCAAUUUUUCAGGUCACAUUAUCCUGUUUGAUAUAUCGGCUUAUCAAUUGGAAGAUCUUUCAUUUAAGUUCUCAGCAAAAGAUUAUACUUUUUUUUUUGGAAUCGACGUCAACUAGCAACCCUUAUUGCAAUACAAUUUAAGGACUUACUUGGCAUCACCAUUAAAAGAUUCAAUUCCCCUUCAAGAGGGUGCAAAGUUGAUGGUUAUGUGCUUUCUUUUAAAAAAUUGUUUUCGGGUGAAAAUCCUGCUCUAAUAUAGAGUAGAGAAGAGCAAAGUAUUUGAGCAAAUUCCAGAACAGAGAACAUCAAUCUGAUUUCAUCUGCAUUGGUGACAGAGGCAUUUCAACGAUGGAUGUGCUAGUUAGUGACUCUGAUUGGGAGAGUUUCAGUGAGAGUGGGAGUAGUGAUGGGCAAGAGGAAAUGGAUACUUUGUAUGGUGGGCAUGCUAGUAGCAUUUUGUCAAGCUUGGAGGAGAGCAUUGGGAAAAUUGAUGAAUUUCUGUCCUUCGACCGGGGAUUCAUACAUGGGGACAUUGUGUGCUCUGUAACAGAUCCAUCUGGACAGAUGGGCAGAGUGAUUAAUAUUGAUACCCUAGUGGAUCUAGAGAACAUGCACGGGAAAGUUAUGAAAGAAGUAUGUUCCAAAAAUAUCUUAAGGAUCCGCUCCAUUUCGGCUGGGGAUUAUGUGGUCCAAGGUGCAUGGCUGGGAAGGGUGGACAAAGUGAUUGACUCUGUUACUGUCGUCUUUGAUGAUGGGACAAAGUGUGAGGUCACUGCUGUGGAUCAAGAGAAGCUCUUACCUGUUUCCACCAACAAGUUUUUUGAAGAUUCACAGUUCCCAUACUAUCCCGGACAGAGAGUGCAGCUUAGGCUAUCCAAUGCUUCCAAAUCAGUUAGAUGGUUAUGUGGUACCUGGAAAGAAAAUCAUGUUGAGGGAACUGUUUCUAAAGCAGAUGCAGGUCUGGUUUAUGUGGAUUGGCUUGCCUCUGCUCUCACAGGUUGUGAUUUUAGUUUACCUUCUCCCUCACGUCUACAGGACUCAAAAAAUUUGACCUUGUUGUCAGGUUUCUCCCAUGCAAAUUGGCAGCUCGGUGACUGGUGUAUGCUUCCAGCUGCUGAUUGCAAGGGUAUUUUAGAGCCUUUUUCUGUCAGCUCUUCUGCUUGUCAUAAUAAGAAAUUUGAAAGAGGAUUGAAAAGAAGAAACCUUUGUUUUACUGUGGCAGAAAUUUUUGUUAUCAUCGGGACGAAGACCAAGGUUGAUGUGGUGUGGCAGGAUGGUAGCUAUUCUUUGGGAGUAGAGUCUGCAACGCUACUUCCUAUUAAUGUUGUGAAUGCUCAUGAAUUUUGGCCUGAACAGUUUGUACAGGAAAAGGGCAUUUGUGAUGAUCCACAUAUUUCUAAUAGUCACAGAUGGGGGGUGGUGCGGGGUGUGGAUGCUAAGGAAAAGACUGUAAAGGUACAAUGGAAAACUAAGGCCCUGAAUGAAGCAACUGACCCCAUUGGAGAUCAGAUGGAGGAAACUCUGAGUGCCUAUGAACUUUUAGAGCACCCAGAUUUUUCCUACUGUUAUGGGGACGUUGUGUUUAGGUUGGUCCAUAACCGGUUUACUAAUCAAGCUGAUAAAGACCAGAAAAGCACCGAAUUUGGCGUGGUUAAAGCUGAUGAAGACCAGAAAAGCACCGAAUUUGGCAUGGUUAAAGCUGAUGAAGACCAGAAAAGCACCGAAAUUGGCAUGGUUAAGGAGGCCACUAUGGAAGGCCAAAACUAUGGUUGGGAUAAGAAUGAUUGCCCCGAUAAAGGUUACCCAUCUUGCAUUGGCAUUGUUACAGGCUUCAAAGAUGGUUCUGUGGAGGUGAAAUGGGCUGCUGGUUUUACGACCAAGGUUGCACCUAAUGAGAUUUAUGGGAUGGACAAAUAUGAGGGUUCAGCUACAACUCCUGUGCUCCAUGCAGAAAAUGACGAGGAAUUGAAUCAAGAGAUACAUGACAAACAGAAAGGAAAGAAUUUGCCUAAUUUGAAUGGCGCUGGUGAAAAUUGCAACAAGUACCCAUGUGAAUUUAGUUCCUUUUUCCUUCCUCGAGCUGCCAUUGGAUUUUUCGCAAGCAUUACGACAAGUCUGUUUGGAUCCCGUGGUUCCACCCCUCUGUCAUGCCCAACAUUGUCUGGUCAUAUAUCUGGAGAUGCAAAUGAAUCUGAUCUUCUCCUUAAAAAAGAGAUAUCAACAACUUGUGAUAACUGCAGUGAGCCACAUUCGACUGAGUUGCAAACAUUUGGACAGAAAAAUUUAUGUGAGGAAGUUGAGGAUAAUCAAGAGAAAGAUGGUUUCAAACUUUCAACAGCUUGUCAGAACCCAUAUCAAUUUAGGCAGUUUGAUAUGGUUAGUGAUUGCUCAGAUCACCACUUUCUCGAUGCCAGCAAGGGUUUAGCACUACCUCAGGUGAAAAGAGCCUGGAUGAAAAAGGUUCAGCAAGAAUGGAGCAUUUUAGAAGCAAACCUUCCUGAGACAAUCUAUGUUCGCAUCUAUGAAGAGAGGAUGGAUCUCUUACGAGUGGCCAUCAUUGGUGCACCUGCUACUCCAUACCAUGAUGGCCUCUUCUUCUUUGAUAUAUUUCUUCCUCCAGAUUAUCCUCAUGAGCCACCUUUGGUGCAUUACCAUUCUGGCGGACUCCGUGUCAACCCUAACUUGUAUGAGUCUGGGAAGGUCUGCCUUAGUCUUCUCAAUACUUGGACAGGGACAGGCACUGAAGUAUGGAAUCCAGGAAGCUCCACUAUUCUUCAAGUUCUUCUCUCCCUUCAGGCUCUUGUACUCAAUGAGAAACCUUAUUUCAAUGAGGCUGGAUACGAUGAGCAGAUGGGAAGAGCUGAAGGAGAGAAAAACUCAGUGAGCUACAAUGAGAAUGCCUUCCUUGUCACUUGCAAGUCAAUGCUUUACCUCCUCCGCAAGCCACCCAAGCAUUUUGAGGUGUUCGUGGAAGAGCAUUUCAUUCGUCAGUCCAACCACAUUUUGUCAGCUUGUAAGGCAUAUAUGGAAGGAGCUCCAGUAGGAUGUGCUCUUGGAUGCAGAGACAGUGGAGAAAAUUCCGUGCAAUCUUCUAAGGGUUUCAAAAUCAUGCUUGCUAAGUUAUUCCCAAAGCUUGUGGAGGUGUUUUCAAGCAAGGGAAUCGACUGCAGCCAAUUCACUGAGCCAGAAAAUUGAAUAUCCAGCCGAUGUUCAAAUAAACACAAAUCAUCUUAUAUGAAGACGGUCCUACAUUGUGUAUAAUAUCAAGAUAUGCUUGGUAAAAAAUUCAAGCUUUUCUGGUUUUACAAUUGCCAGAUUGUAUCAUAAAAUUGUUUUGAAUAAGCUUGUCAAAAAUCACAAGCAGGUUGUGGUGAUUAUAAUGGAUUGCAGACUACAAAGAAAGUAUGUGAAGUCAUUCCUACAGUGUAAUAUGUAAAAUAUCAAUAUAUGCUUGGUGAUGAUUUUAAUGUUGUGUGUUUAUUUCUUUCA